AUGAGUAGUGUCUACGACCAUUCCUUCAACAAUCACUCAAGUUGUUUCGGCAUUUUCAAUGAAAGGGGCAUUGCCAAUAGUGCUCCUAUGCGACAGGAGCUUCAGCAAUUAAAUGGUUUGACGGGCGUGGAUCGGCAAAAGAAAAAGGAGAUGGACGAUCUACUCGCCGAAGCAAUGAAAACACUCACCUUUGAAGAACGACAAGAACAGCAAGAGAUACUACAUGGAGUUGAAGCAACAUUUACUAAUGAAUCCACCUUCAUUGACAAUUCUCUUAUUGACCUAGAAAAUCAUCUUGCAAGCACCAAGUCCGGUACCGUGUAUGAGAUGGCUGAAGCUAUGGACCUGGGAUACGUUGGCGACAGAGCCUUUCGAGUGAUGUUUCUCAGAGGCAAUCGGUAUGAUGCCAAAGCUGCAGCGGAUCAGAUGCUCAACUUUUUUACGAUAAAGCAGGAACUGUUUGGGAGCGAAAAGUUAGUGAAAGAUAUCACGCUUGAUGAUCUCGAUGAGGAUGAUAUUGCUUGCCUAAAGACAGGGCGGAUACAAUUUGCUGGAAAAGACAGGUCUGGUAGACAAAUAAUUCUCAAUCUUCCAGGGCUCAGAAAUGAAAAGACGACUGUCCAGAAUGGGCUUCGGACGCGAUAUUACUUAUCAAUGAGCAUGUUAGAAUCGGAGGCUAACCAAAUUCGGGGUUUCGUUGUAAUUGUUCAUACUGUUUCUGGCAUGAAGGAUAGAUUCGGUGGCAGUGCGUACUAUCAAAAUGCCAGAGUGGCGGCUGCAAUUCCGACUCGCAUGGCGUCUAUGCAUGUUUGCUCAGACGAUAUUAAGGAACAUCUAUGUCACAACUGUAUCAUCAAGGCAGCUCCAUUGAAGCUGAGAGCGAACUGCCGGUUGCACUUUGGUAGCCACACAGAAUGUUUGAAUCAUUUGUCUACCUACGGAAUUCCACAAAGUUUUCUGCCCAUAGAGCUCAGCACCAACCAAAUCAAUUUGCACCGUCACCUCAAAUGGGUCGAGUCUCGUUUCAAAAUGGAAAAGAGCGACCGUGGUGCUCCAUCAGAAAUUGCCACACCAAACGAGCCGAUCAUCAGUCCUACUGAAAAUGACGUUCUCGUUAUUGGUGGCGGCAAAUGUAAUAACACGGGAAAUAACCGCCUUAGGGCCCUUGUCAAGGACUUUUCCAAAUCCUAUGAAUUUGGAAGCGUGGAAUCAAGAAAGGCUUUGGUCAACCGUGCCAUGCAUUCAGUGCAUGAUAAUGAAGGUCGAUUUCUGAAACAGCAUGAAGGUGGUGUGUGGAAAGAUCUGUCCAAGAGCGAGAUUCGAAAGCUCAUCGCACAAGCAUUCCGUAAUAGCUACCGCCGGAAAUAG
Messenger RNA from Cylindrotheca closterium, 1368 nucleotides. The record is from the annotation of a GenBank genome assembly. NCBI's taxonomy places the organism in Eukaryota, Bacillariophyta, Bacillariophyceae, Bacillariales, Bacillariaceae.